This is a messenger RNA of Daphnia pulicaria, 1717 nucleotides long. RefSeq names its product FAS-associated factor 2-like (gene Faf2). Bases 147 to 1574 code for a protein of 475 amino acids. Lineage: Eukaryota; Metazoa; Arthropoda; Branchiopoda; Diplostraca; Daphniidae. Gene Ontology annotation, molecular function: ubiquitin binding. The record is from RefSeq and is a predicted model, not a curated record. The transcript is spliced from 6 exons. Gene Ontology annotation, cellular component: endoplasmic reticulum.
GCCUAGCGGCCAAGAUAGGAACCCAGGAAAUAUUAUUCAUCUUCAGUUCUUCACCGAUGGUUGCUAGAAAAGUCUACUGAUUAAAAGACACAAUAAAAGAAGAAGCUAGGCAACUGUAGUUCCCAAAGUUGUUACAAUAAAUUGUAAUGGAUCUUGAAGAUCGUGAACUCAGUCCUCAAAAUACAGAGAAGCUAGUCCAAUUUCAGGAGUUGUCUGGAAUCGAUGAUCUGGACAAAUGUAUGGAGAUUUUAGAGAGGCACAACUGGGAUGUAGAGACAGCCAUACAUGAUCAUCUUGGUCUAGAUCCCAGAGAAAUGGCUCAACCUGCCAGGGAAAUGCCUGUAUUUCCUCUACAAAAUGGACAACCUACUGUCCACAGACCUCUCCCACAGAACCCACCUAGAACACAACCUGUCGACUCAGUUAUUCAAAGGAUAAUGACUUACUUCUUCAACCCCUUCCUUGAUGACAACACAGGCCUUUUUCCAUUGCCAAACCAAAGGCCUGAUGGGUUUACAGGAUGGCUGUUUUUCCUCUCAUCUCUUCCAUUAAGAGUUGUGAUGGUUACAUUUUAUCAUUUAACCCGUUUUGUCUUCAGGAUCAUCAGACCAGAAAACCGACCAGCUGUCACAGAUCCAACAGGAAAUGUCAUUUCCUUCAUUCACGAGUAUAAUGAAACAUUUGGAGAUCAACACCCAACUUUCUAUCCUGGAACCUACAGUCAGGUUCUCAAUGAAGCUAAAAAAGAUCUUAAAUUUUUGUUGGCAUACCUCCACUGUAAAGACCACCAAGACACAAAUAAGUUUUGCCGUCAGACGCUCUGCAACCCUCAAGUCAUAGAGUUCAUUAAUAGCAAUUGCUUAAUGUGGGCGUGCAGUGUAAAUAGUUUGGAAGGCUACCGUGUCUCGCAAGCGCUUCGAGAGAAUACUUACCCAUUUUUGGCCAUUAUUGUUCAGAGGGAAUUCCGUAUGACCGUCGUUGGGAGAAUUGAAGGAUUUAUUGAACCAGAUGCCCUAGUUCAACGUUUACGAACCACAAUUUCAGAUAAUGAAGCUUUUCUAGUGGCCGCAAGGGCAGACCGUGAAGAACGUAGUUUUAACCAAGCUCUAAGGUUAGAGCAAGAUGAAGCUUAUCUCGAAUCGUUACGAGCUGAUCAAGAGAAGGAAGAGAAAAAGAGACGUGAUCGUUUGCUUGAAGAAGAACGUCUUAGGGAGAUUAGAGAGAUGGAACUAGCCGAAGAACGAAAGAAAGAGGAAAUGAUCCGGAGGAAGCAAGAAGCAAUUAACUUGAUACCGCCAGAACCCGCUGCCGACGAAUCCGGAAUUUGCCGUAUUCUGAUCCGAUUACCUAGAGGGCAGAAACUAGAACGGCGCUUCCAUCGAACAAUCCACACACUCAAAGAUCUGUACUAUUUUAUUUUGGCUCAUCCCGAUUCUCCAUAUCAAUUUGAAAUGGCUACUUCUUUCCCUAAGCGAACGUUACCAUGGCAGCCCGACAUGGAUACUUACCCGACGUUGGCAGAAGUAGGUCUUGGAGCCUCUGAAGCUCUUCUCGUCUUGGACUUGGAUGCUUGAUCAGUAGAGUUAAAAAAUAAUGUGUUUACAAAAACCUUUACCUACUCUUGCCCCCAAAUUUUUCUUCAAUUUCACAUUGACCCGGUAUUAAACCGCCAUAAAAGUAUCAUGAUCAUAAAGAAAGAAUAAAGAAUUUCCAUAUA